AUGGUUGGAGAUGAUCCAAACGCAGGAGCCGCAAAAAAUAAACCUGUUACUUGUGGAGGUGUCCAAUGUCACCCGAAAGCCAUUUGUUACAGGAGCAGAUGUCGUUGCCAAAAAGGACUGACGGGCGAUGGUGUAAACACCUGUCAAAAGAUUUGCAAAUGUACUGUGUCAGGGGAUCCCCAUUUCCACACUUACGACGGGGAAAUCCUUCACUUGAUGGGCGACUGCAAAUAUGUUCUCUCGGAAUCUAUUAAAUUUAAUGAUGAUUGCAAUUUCCGUGUCGACGUGAAAAAUGAGCGCCGAGGAUCCAAUCAGAGAGUCUCUUGGCCUAAAUACGUUGAGAUCCAUAUCUAUAACCAGUCCAUACGUUUAGGACCAAACGAAAACGUCUUUGUGAACGGAGAAGCCAAAAAAGUUCCAUUUAUGAGACUUGGUGGCAAAAUCGAAGUGUUCCAGGUGUCCCGUUCAGUCCAAGUGACCACUAAAUGCGGUAUCCAAUUAAACUUUAAUGGAAAAUCUAUCGCUCAACUCUUGGUCCCUGAUAAAUAUUCAAGUCGCUUGACUGGUCUUUGUGGGGACUGUAACGGUAAAAAGGACGACCUGCGUACAAAACAAGGCCAAGAUGUAAGCAAAGCGAAGGACAAAUAUUCGACGAUUGGUAAAAGUUACAUUGUCAAUGAUGAUCACCAAUCCGAUGGAACUCAGUGCAACACGCAUGAUUUGGAAGCGAAGUGUUCCAAGCAAAUGGAAGCUAUUUAUAGUUCGUCUGAUUACUGCGGCAUCAUUAAAGACCCCCACAGUGUUUUCGGCGACUGUGUGGCAGCUGACAGGGACAUGGCAAACCAGUAUUUCGAAUCGUGCAUGUUCGAUGUCUGUGCCAAUCAAGGUGACAACGAUACAGCUAUGUGCGACAAUAUUGAGGUUUUCUCGUUACUGUGCCGCGAAAUUGGUUUUACGGUUGACUGGCGAGACGAUGACUUCUGCCCCAUUAAAUGCGGACCCAACAUGCAUUACAGCGCAGAGGUGUCCGGAUGUCCAGCGUCUUGUAUGCAACCGGAAGCGCCAAGCACGUGCACACUUCCAUCAAACGAAGGAUGUGCGUGUGAUGAUGGUAUGGUGCUGAACGGCAAGACCUGCGCUUACGUCUCCGACUGUGGUUGCUUCGAUCAAAAUGGGGACUACACUCCCAUUGGUGAAGAAAAAAUGACCGAGAAUUGUAGUCAAGUACUGAAAUGCACCAAGAAGUCGGAUCAUCCCCAGUUGGUGGUUUACAAAGAGCUAAAGUGUCACGCGAAUGCUCAGUGCGUCAUUGAUGGCGGGCAACGCAUGUGCAAAUGCAAGUCGGGUUAUGUUGGUGAUGGCUACACCAGUUGUGGCUUAAACAGCAAGGCAGAUAAACAUUCCAAAAUUGACGAUCGACCACAAGCAGACGCUUCUUAUGCUAAUCAUAGGACGCCCAAAAAAGUCAAAUGCGGGCAGAACGUUUGCCAUCCAAAUGCUCAGUGUAUGAACGACAGGUGCAUUUGUAAACCAGGCCUACAUGGAGAUGGAGUCAAAACAUGUGAUGACGUCUGCAUUUGCUCUGCGAAAGGAGAUCCACAUUACAGGACAUACGAUGGGGAGAUGAUCACUUUCAUGGGACCAUGCCAGUAUCUGUUGACCGCCACAACGCCGGGAGCCACUCAGUGUCAAUUCCGGGUUUUGGUCACUAACGAAAAACGCGGUGGCAUUGGAAAAGCCACCUGGACAAAAGCGGUGGACAUUUACAUCUACAAGCUGCACAUUCGGAUUGAUUUUUCUCAAAAAAUCUACGUUAACGAUGAAGUUCGUUAUUUGCCAUCAAGUGAACUUGACGGGAAAAUUCACAUGUUCCGAACGGGGAAGCACAUGGUUGUAUCAGCCGAGUGUGGUCUACAAGUUGGUUUUGACGGCGUGCAUAUCGUCAAAGUCGUAGCACCUUCCAGUUUGAGCCGAAUGAUGACGGGUAUCUGUGGGGACUGCGAUGGCAUAAAGAACGACAAGAGACUUAAAAACGGAACAGAUGUCAGAAAGAUGGCCAACGCGGACACGCUAGUUGCUGAUUCGUAUCGGGAGUCCAUGGAUGGAGACAAACCACCUCAAGAGCCUUUCGCAGAGCGACGACUAAAAUUUGGUCCUUUAGAUGCUGGCUACGGUAGUAUUUUUAAACUUCUGUUCUUGUAUCGUACUUUUAAAGCUACAUUUAAUAUCUAUCUAUCUAUCUAUCUAUCUAUCUAUCUAUCUAUCAUGGGUCCUCUGUUCAUAUCUAUCUAUCUAUCUAUCUAUCUAUCUAUCUAUCUAUCUAUCUAUCUCAUCCCAAUCUGUUCAUAUCUAUCUAUCUAUCUAUCUAUCUAUCUAUCUAUCUAUCUCAGCCUUCUGUUCAUAUCUAUCUAUCUAUCUAUCUAUCUAUCUAUCUAUCUAUCUAUCUAUCUAUCUAUCCUAAAAUCUAUCCUAAAACGCAACUAA
Molecule: messenger RNA, 2484 nt
Organism: Acanthosepion pharaonis
Lineage: Eukaryota; Metazoa; Mollusca; Cephalopoda; Sepiida; Sepiidae
Source: the annotation of a GenBank genome assembly